UCCUACACGAGGGAAAAGCCCCGGCACGGCCUCCUCCAGGGUGUCUGUGAUCGUCGAGGGAUCUGUAUUGGCGCUGGUCAACAUUUCCUAGCCGAGAUAACACGGGCCGCACGCGAGAGAAAGAGAACGAGACAGAGAGGAGAGAAAACCGCAGCGCUGAAAGCCCAGCCGCCCUCAGUCAUGUGAUUCCACGAAGGCCCGUGCAAUUAGUAGAAACACACGGUUGUGAGUAUCUCGUUUUAAGCCUCGAGUCGAGAAAACCCUUAUCGCGAGUAGUCCACGCGCGGCGGACUGGGUGAUGAGCUCGUGGUACAAGCGGAAGACUGCAGCAGCCGCCGUUGAAAGAUGUUCCGCUCCAAGAUUCGCAUUCACACGUGUCAAGUGAUACUGCUGACGUCCCUGGUAUGGUUCCUGGUCGACGUCAUGGUGCUCAUGCUCUAUUCGGACUGCAUCGGAGGGUCCGGAUGGGGCUGCUCGGACGGCAAGCAGCAGCAGCAGCAGGCGCUUCAGUCCGAGGAGCCGCCCCAGCUGCACCCGAAGGCCCAGAUUAGGGAGCCGCAGGCGGUGAAGCAGGAGCACAACAACAAGAGGCAGUAUCCGCAGUCGCAGCUGAAUCUGUGGCGGCCGGCGAAGGUCAUCAAGGAGAGUAAGGGCAGCCCCGGCGAGAUGGGAGCGGCGGUGCACAUCGCGCCGGAGAACGAGGCCAAGCAGCAGGAGCUGUUCAAGCUGAAUCAGUUCAAUCUGAUGGCCAGCGACAUGAUCUCCUUGAACCGAUCCCUGAAGGACAUCAGGCUCGAGGGUUGUAAGAAUAAGAAGUACCCCAAGUAUCUUCCAGACACGAGUAUCGUGAUAGUUUUCCAUAACGAGGCGUGGACCACUCUGCUGCGGACGGUCUGGUCCGUGAUAAACAGAUCUCCCAGGUCGUUGCUGAAGGAAAUCAUCCUCGUGGACGACGCGAGCGAGCGUGAGCACCUGAAGCAAGAUUUGGAAGACUACAUAGCCACGUUACCAGUCCCCACGUAUGUGUAUCGCACCGAGAAGAGAUCGGGCCUGAUAAGAGCGAGGCUUUUAGGGGCAAAGCACGUCAAGGGACAAGUAAUCACGUUUCUCGAUGCGCACUGCGAGUGUACCGAGGGUUGGCUGGAGCCGCUGUUAUCAAGAAUCGCCGUCGAUAGGCAUACCGUUGUCUGCCCGAUCAUAGACGUAAUCAGCGACGACACCUUCGAGUACAUCCCGGCCAGCGACAUGACCUGGGGAGGUUUCAAUUGGAAAUUGAACUUCAGAUGGUACCGAGUCGCGCAGAGAGAAAUGGACAGGAGAAACAGCGACAGAACGGCACCGCUACGAACACCGACCAUGGCCGGUGGAUUGUUUUCUAUUGAUAAAGACUACUUUUACGAGUUGGGCGCGUACGACGAAGGCAUGGAUAUUUGGGGUGGUGAAAAUCUUGAAAUGAGCUUCCGGGUGUGGCAAUGUGGCGGAACAUUAGAAAUCAGUCCGUGUUCACAUGUGGGACAUGUAUUCCGGGACAAGAGCCCAUAUACAUUCCCUGGCGGUGUCAGCAAGAUAGUCCUGCACAAUGCGGCCAGGGUGGCCGAAGUCUGGAUGGAUGAGUGGAGAGAUUUUUACUAUGCCAUGAAUCCAGGAGCGCGAAAUGUCGACGUCGGUGAUGUUUCCGAGCGAAUUAAACUCAGAGUACGGCUGAAAUGCAAAAGCUUCAGAUGGUAUUUGGAGAACAUAUAUCCAGAAUCGCCGAUGCCGCUAGAUUAUUAUUAUCUCGGCGAUGUGAAAAAUGUUGAAACGCAAACGUGUUUGGAUACUAUGGGCAGAAGAACCGGGGAGAACGUCGGAAUUAGUUAUUGUCACGGAUUAGGUGGUAAUCAGGUAUUUGCUUACACUAAGCGGCAACAGAUAAUGUCUGACGAUAUGUGCCUUGAUGCAGCUAGUCCACAAGGUCCAGUAAAGAUCGUACGAUGUCAUGGCAUGGGUGGUAAUCAAGCGUGGGUUUACAAUGACGAGACCAAAAUGAUUAAACACACGAACACGGGUUAUUGUUUGUCGAAACCCCACUCGGGCGAUGCGUCGCAACCCGUCUUGGCGCAGUGCGAUGUCAACAACAUCGGACAAAAAUGGAUCAUGCGUAGCAAAUUCAAGUGGCAGGCCAGCUAAUACGAAUCCACUUUAAACGCCAGAUCUAUACGCAAUAUUUGUUAAUAUGUUUAAUAAAUGGUAACUGAUGGACUGAUCGCAGAGGACUUCCCAAGUGCGCGCGUACAAGAAGAGAGAAUGAAGUUAUUAUAAUCCAGAGAGUGGCGAAGAAACGGUUCAAUAUUACAUCCGACUGUGUAGGUCAAAUGAAUUGACAGUGUGCGAGAAAUCGAUUCUCGUCGGAAAUUGUAGUUAAAUAAUUAGAUUAUCCUCUACGGGAUAUAUUUACCAUUGAUGAGGCAGUAUCGAGAAUUUACUGCCAUUCCUUGUGGAACCGGUCCUUGCGGUGCGCCUUGAUCGAUGCACAAUAGUGGCAGAGAUGAAUUUCUCUGAUCGCGCGUGUGAAUAUAUAAGUGAUACUAAACGACGAACAGAGUGAACUCCUUUUCUUCUUUUCUGGCUACGAAGCAGUAAAGAGGGAAUCAUAUCAGACCACUGUUAUAAAUAAUUGUUGAUACGAAAGAGCGAGAGAGACAUUUGAUAAUUUCGGAUGAGUGCAAUGACGAAUGACUGACCGUUAAGUCGGUAACGCAACGAAAUGAAAUGUGAAUAUGCUUGGAAAAUGUAACGCGAGAUAAAUGACGGAGUGAAUGGUGGAAUGUCAGUGAAGUCGAUGUGACGCUACCGAUAAUAAUAUAGAAAAAAUUAUUAUUGUACAAUCCAUUUAAAUAACUAGAGAAGAGCACUGGAUCUUUUUAUAUUCAUGUUUCUGAUAGUUCCUCGUUGCAUCUCGUUCGUAUAAUUUAACUGUUACGCGUCGUUUCGUGCAAAGGAUGUACUUAUCAGACUUUAAUAGCAAUAUGUAAGAAUUCAUCAGGUUUUAGUUAGAUGCAUACAGUUUAUUAAUUCUCGUUGAAAUUUGAUUCCAGAGACAUAAUGCAGUUUCAACGGACGUACCAGAGUGUGUCUUCCAUAUUUUAAUGAUAGCAGAUUUUUCUGGCAUGAUCAGCUCACAUUCACGCACAUUUGCGAAGUUACUUUGUCUGUGCGAAUUACAUUACAGUGUUUAAUUUACGAGUUAACAUUCAAAACAUUAUGCCAUAAAAUCGUUCCGAAGAAAACGACUUUUGAGCACGAUGCAUGUAAAGCGCAAUCAUUCACAGAUAAAGUAACGAGUUUAACUAAACUGCAACGACAAUUGCAGGAAAUAAUUACCGUUUAUGCAAAGAUCAAUUGAACGAAAUCAAUCAGCUUCCGUUUUUGAAUGAUGGCACCUUUCUCCUCGACAUCAUAAGUUACAAUAGAAUAUUUUUAUUCUUAUCCUUCCAACAAUUAUAAUAAUGACAUCUUCUACUCGAUCUAUUCACAAAUCUGCUAUUGAAAACAAGAGAAACUUUCGUGAGUUUAUACUCCUGUGAAACAACUUCCGACACAGUUUUAAGACCUCUAUUUGUAUUCUAUUGAAUGACGAAUAUACUCAUUAUUCUUAUGUAAUUCAAAAGAAUGUUAUGGUGAUGGUGCAACGUUAAUAGCUUGAUACAUUUGUCUUCUAAGACUGCGGUAUUUAUUUUUGUAUAGAAUACAAAUUGACUUAUAUGUUGAAAUGCGCAAUGUGUCAGUCCACUUUAUAGAUAAAUGAUGAAAGUGUUCGAUCGCGAUCGAAAAAAAAAAAACAAUAGUCAAUAGUACCUCUCUUUGCAAAUACGUCAUUCCUCGCAGGCUGAUUUCAUGGAGAAUGCUAUUAUUAAUUAUGAAUAAAAUUGCUAAUGAACGAUUUCCGUUUUAAUCAUUUGCUCAACGAUAAUAAUAAAUGUCUCUAGCUUCACGGUUCAAUCGAUUAUGAUGAUGCGAAAGGACAGUUUCGAUUAUUAUAAUAGCCUGAACUGCGUAAGCAUGAUCUUUUAAAAGACAAUAAAAAUUAUUUGUAUACAUUAUUAAGUUUAAUAUAACGCAUGUCUCUAUAAUACUAGUAUAAUUUUAAAUAUUUCUAAAGUAAGUAAAAAAAUUUGUAAAAAUGAAUGUAUGCACAUUAACGACAUUUAAACCUGACUUUCGUUUCUCCUUUCAGAACGUAAGUUAAGUUCGACUAAAAGACGCCUUUUAAAAAAAGUAAUUUAUUUAUAGUUGUUAAAAUUGUACCAUAUAAGUAUUCUAUGGAAUCUUAUAAAAAUAAUUAUGAUCAAUACAAUUACAUCUUGUUAGAAUAAAUAAUUAGUUUCGUUACAUA
Wasmannia auropunctata (little fire ant) is the source of this 4375-nucleotide messenger RNA. RefSeq names its product polypeptide N-acetylgalactosaminyltransferase 5 (gene Pgant5). The transcript has 8 exons. The record is from RefSeq and is a predicted model, not a curated record. Gene Ontology annotation, cellular component: Golgi apparatus. NCBI's taxonomy places the organism in Eukaryota, Metazoa, Arthropoda, Insecta, Hymenoptera, Formicidae. Bases 346 to 2169 code for a protein of 607 amino acids.